UCACCGGAUCGUUAUCAAUCGUGAAACGGCCGUCGAAUAGUAUAAACGUAUAAGCGAGGUUCGCAGGAGAGUGGAAAUGGCAACUAAACGGAGUGAAUCCGGAUUGCAGUGUAACGGUAGCGAGUAUGACGCUAAGCAGAAGCUUUGGUACGGGGAGCGACUACCUUCGGUACUUAAUCCGGAGGCCGGUCUAGGACGCAUCAUACUCGAUUCGUUGGCCCGUUCACCGGACAAGGUGAUCCAGAUCAAUGCGGACACGGGGGUAAGGGUAACGUGCGGCGAGAUGCGCCAAAAGAUCAUCCGUGUCGCGAUGCACCUGCGGAAGCUCGGUUACGCCAAGGGAGACUACGUCAGUGUGGCCUGUGGCAAUAGUGAACUCGUGGUUCCGGUGUUUAUAGGCUGCUGGGUACUCGGACUCGCUAUGAACCCACUGGCCCCGGUAUUCGCCAAGAAUGAUUUUGUGCAUAUGAUGAGUCAAACGCAAUCUCGGUUGGUGUUCUGUGAUCCGUCGAACAGGGAGAUCGUACAGGAAGCGGUCCGUGAGGCGAUCAAGGACCCGAAGGUUCAGUUGUACGUGAUGGACGAGGGUCAAUCGGUGGAAGGUUGUCGGUCGGUUAGUGAGCUGCUGGAACCGAUCGAAGGAGAACAAGAGUUCCGUGCGGAGUAUCUUGGUGACGCAACGAAGCUGCUGGCCAUGGUGCUGUGUUCGUCUGGAACGACGGGACUUCCGAAAGGUGUGUGCCUCUCGCAUGCACACUUUGUCGACGGAAUGGUCUUUUCCACUGAGGUGUCCGAUGGUCCCAUCUUCAACUUCAGCUCGCUGUUCUGGGCAACGGGAAUCUUCGCCGUACUAACGUCUCUGUUCUACGGUCGACCACGUGUCGUUACUAGCAGUACAUUUAAUCCGGAUCUCCUCUUGAACCUAAUCGAAAAGUAUCGCAUCGAGAACCUGUUCACGGCGCCAUCUUACAUAUCGGCACUUCUGGCGCACCCUCGACUUUCCAAGUUUGAUCUGUCCAGCGUUCGACACUGGCAAGUCGGAGGCGCCAUGGUACUGGAAGAGCUGAUUGUCAAGCUCCAGCCGCACCUUCGGAACGGACACGCACGUUCAAUCUACGGCAGCUCGGAGAUCGGAUUCAUCACGCGCAACGAUGCGUACUGUCUUUCCAAUUCGGUAGGUCCGCUGGCCACGAACGUGGUGUGCCGGAUUGUGGACGAAGCAGGACAUCCGCGUGGUCCUGGACAAACGGGCGAGCUGCAGUUGAAACACCGAUACAUGUUUCUGGGAUACCUCAACAAUCCAGAAGCAACGAAAAAUGCCCUGACCGAGGAUGGGUUCUUCCGCAGCGGUGAUAUCGGAUACAUGGACACAAACGGAAACCUGUUCCUCAUCGACCGCAUCAAGGAUAUCAUCAAGUACUGCAACUAUCAGAUAUCGCCCUCCGAUCUCGAGGGUAUCAUUCAAAAGAUAGACGGCGUGAAGCAGGUUUGUGUGGUCGGGGUGCCGUCGCCCGAUCGGUCCAGCGAUUUGCCGUUGGCGGUUGUGGAGCGGGCGCCCGGAUCCAACGUCCAGGAAGCGGAUAUCGUACGGCUCGUCGAUGCGCAGGUGGCCGAUUUUAAGCGUUUGCGCGGAGGAGUUCGCUUCGUCAACAGCUUCCCCAUGACUCCGUCGGGAAAAAUAUUGCGCCGAGAGGUGAAAAAGCUGAUCAAUGAUACUCUAUAACUUCCUAAGCGU
This is a messenger RNA of Anopheles darlingi, 1735 nucleotides long. RefSeq lists its product as uncharacterized. Gene Ontology annotation, molecular function: long-chain fatty acid-CoA ligase activity. Bases 77 to 1723 code for a protein of 548 amino acids. Gene Ontology annotation, biological process: fatty-acyl-CoA biosynthetic process; long-chain fatty acid metabolic process. The record is from RefSeq and is a predicted model, not a curated record. The transcript has 3 exons. NCBI's taxonomy places the organism in Eukaryota, Metazoa, Arthropoda, Insecta, Diptera, Culicidae.